Engraulis encrasicolus (European anchovy) is the source of this 1164-nucleotide messenger RNA. Its product is annotated as tripartite motif-containing protein 42-like. The record is from RefSeq and is a predicted model, not a curated record. The transcript is spliced from 8 exons. Lineage: Eukaryota; Metazoa; Chordata; Actinopteri; Clupeiformes; Engraulidae. Bases 1 to 1164 code for a protein of 387 amino acids.
AUGGAGAAGUCAGAUUCGCCUGUACCCAGCUGUGUGUCUGUGAAGUCAAUGAAUGAACCAGCAAACUUCACAGGAGAAUUUACACCCAACCCAAAAGUGAAACUGGAGAAGGCAGACUCACCUGCACCCAGCUGUGUGUCUCUGAAGUCAAUGGAUCAACCUUUACGCUUCAAUCAGGAUCAUAGACCUCCUGACUCAAGAGUAAAACUGGAGAAGGCAGACUCGCCUGCACCCAGCUGUGUGUCUCUGAAGUCAAUGGAUCGACCUUUAUUCUUCAAACAGGAACAUACACCUCCUGACUCAAGACUGAUGAAGUUGGAACGGUUCCACUCACCUGGACUACACUCAGUGGAUUCAGAAGACUUUAAAAGAGAAUCUAUUACACCAGCUCAUGCCAGUGAGUUGGCUGUCAGUCUCUUGACCAGCGAGGACUUCAGAUGUUCAGUCUGCACAGGUGUACUGAAAGACCCAGUGUCCAUCCCCUGUGGACACAGUUACUGCAAGCAGUGCAUCACCUCAUACUGGGAACAGCCUAGCCAAGCAGGCCGCUAUGCCUGUCCCCAGUGCCCACGCACAUACAGCUCCCACCCGGCACUCUGCUCAAACUCAGCCUUGGCACUGGUGGUCCACAAGCUAGAGCACUUCAGUCCUGUCCUGCCUGCCCAAAGCUACGCUGGUCCUGGAGAUGUGGAGUGUGAUUUCUGCACCGGGCGGAAACUGAAGGCUGUUAAAACCUGUUUGACCUGCACUGCCUCCUUCUGCAGCACCCAUGUGAAAGAGCACUACACUAUUCCAGCACUGCAGAGACACACAUUAGUGGAAGCUGUUGAAACCAUGGAGGAGAAAAUGAUCCACACUGAAUUGAAGGAGUCUCACAGGAGUGGCUCUGAUGAGUCACCAAUUUCCUCAAAGAAGAGGCGUGGUCAAGAGGAGGACCCAGUGCUACGAUUACAGCAGGAGAUUCUGUCUAAAGCGUUCAGGUUAUACCAAGGAGAUGUGGAGGUGGCCAUAGGAUGGUUCACAACCCGUAGCGGGAUCACAAUCUCCUUCUAUGUACCAGGUGUCACAGGAAGCACACUGCUACUCCAUAUGCCCUGGUGUCUUCUGGACACUGUGCUGGAAGACACAGGAAAACUUCUUGCCACGCCUCAUACAACCAUAUGA